AUGACGUCAGUCUACAUCAUCACGCUCUCAUCAGGCGCUGAGCAAAGCUCACUGACACCAGAAGUCUCCUCCUAUAGCUGUCAGCCUCGUGUGGACGAUGCUUCUAUUGAUGCCGGUUCCCAUCUUGACAAAGAUGUCCAAAAUGACAGUAAGGUCCAGAUCGACAUAUCUGGGGCACAUCUGAGCAACUCACACUCUCACGGUCAUGACAAAACCUGUAGUGAUAGACUCGAGGAUACUAAUGUAUCCUUCACUCAUGUUGGCGAUGUUGAGGAGGCAAUCGACAGCAUGUCCCCCAAGGACCACCCAACUUCUCGAUCCCCUUCCCUAACAAUACGGGAUGUGGGGCUGGUAUUUGCUGGCUUUGUCCUCCACCUUUUCACCCAGGGGCUUGGAAACAGCUACGGCGUGGUGUACACCCACCUGAAGGAAAUGGAAGGAUUCUCUGACUAUCAAUUGUCCUGGAUUGGCUCUCUAAUGGCAGGGAUGCUGGGUGUUGGAGCUAUUCUAGGUUCAUACCUCAUAGAGGGCGUGGGGUGGCGCCUGACCAGCAUCGUUGGAGGCCUUCUUUUAACGCUAGGAAUGGUCCUGAGUGCAAUGGUUACGAACCUGUAUCUUCUUUACCUGUGUCUCGGAGUUAUGCCAGGUAUUGGUGCAGCUCUGUGUCAGCUAGCAGCUAUUGUCUGCAUCAGUCACCAGUUUGGUAAAGGACUGCCACUUGCGUUGUGUUUAAUGGCGACUGGUGGUGCCAUUGGAAUGCUUGCUUUUCCACUUGUUUGGAGUCUCGUCCUGGACAACUUUGGGUGGCGUGGCGCGCUGCUGAGGAUAGGCGCCAUCUCUCUCAAC
Messenger RNA from Haliotis rubra (blacklip abalone), 846 nucleotides. Its product is annotated as monocarboxylate transporter 11-like. Lineage: Eukaryota; Metazoa; Mollusca; Gastropoda; Lepetellida; Haliotidae. Gene Ontology annotation, molecular function: monocarboxylic acid transmembrane transporter activity. The transcript is spliced from 3 exons. Gene Ontology annotation, biological process: transmembrane transport; monocarboxylic acid transport. The annotation marks the transcript as partial. The record is from RefSeq and is a predicted model, not a curated record.